Molecule: messenger RNA, 558 nt
Organism: Serpula lacrymans var. lacrymans S7.9
Lineage: Eukaryota; Fungi; Basidiomycota; Agaricomycetes; Boletales; Serpulaceae
Exons: 3
Coding region: 1-558 (185 amino acids)
Source: RefSeq, a predicted model, not a curated record
AUGGCCAAGAAAUCUGCUACUGCUAUUACACUCCAGGCUGACACAGCCAUCCAGAAUACCAAAGUCAACCAAUGGAAAUGGACAACAAAAGAUAUAGAAACUCUCAUUAGUUUUAUUAUAGAGCAUGAAUUGGAGGCUAAAGAUAACUUCACAUUCAAGCCUGCUAUCUGGACUGGCACUGCAGUGGCAGUUGCUCAAUGUUGGACUGUUGGGGCUGUCAAGAUACCAAAGGCAUGCAAGGCCAAGUGGAAAGAUCUAAAAACUGACCUCAAAGGUGUUCAACAGCUGUAUAACCAGUCUGAUUUUGUAUUUUUAUUGGAGCAUGGGCUUGACUAUGCUGCUGCAAAUAGUGCUGUGAUUGAUACCUUCAUUGCAGGCACCCAUGUAUUUUACGCCACACAAGCCACUGCUAGAGACCCCACUGGUAGAGUAGACAAUAGUAUAUUGGAUGACAAUGAUUUUGAGGAAGAUGACACACCUGAUAACAAAGAUAUUGAUGAUGAGCCAAUGGAUCUUGAUUGGGAUAGGCAGGAAAUACCAAUAUCUGGUAUUGGGUAA